CAAAUCUCGUAACCACGUGUCUCAAUGGAAGAUCUUUAUUAAAUGUUGUAUAUUUUAAACAUAAUAUAGUAACUAUUUAUUGAGACAAGUGGGGCAUCUGUUUGACGGGAAAAUUCUACUUAAUACAAGAUUCCUUAAUUUACUCUAAAUUUUACUUACUCAAUUUCGUCUUUAACCAGAUUUAGGGGGAAUAGUUGGCACUAAAUAAACGAGUGUGGCCAGCUGAAGAUAGGCUACCCGCAUUAGGUCACUGGCUUAUUGUAACAAAUUAAAUCAAACAGAUAAACGGGCAGGUUAUCUGAGUCGAGGCGUGGCCUUGACCAUGCCUUCACGAUCAUCCCAGAAUGGUUCACUUCUUCCCGACCAUCACUCUACGACUGGGCUGCCCCGGCAUUUGUUACGAGAUGAAUCUGGUGUGGGUGGCGUUAUUUGUGCUCGCUGCAGGGAAAAGUGACUGCGCGCGCAUUCUUGUUAUGCAACCUCACAAUGCCAGGAGUCACAGUAUAGUUGUGGAGCCAUUGUUUGAGGAACUGGCUUCUAGAGGACACCACCUUACAUUAGUCACCAGUUUCCCACAUAAACCUCCUCUACCAAAUUUGUACGAGAUAGACGUGUCUUACAGGCUAAGACCUAUGAUCAGCAAUUUCAGUUUUGAAGCAAUCAAUAAAUUAAUGCCAAACGCUUUCCAAUCCCCACUGUUCAUGUCAGACCUCGAGCUGUACCUGUGCAACAAUUCGUAUUCCGAACCACAGGUCCAAAAACUGUUGGAUUCAGACGAAAAAUUCGAUUUAGUGAUAACAGAAAUUUUCUCUUCCGACUGUUUUGCCCCACUCGCUCACAGAUUUAAUGCCCCUCUCGUUUCAGUCGUGACAAGCUGUUCUCUGCCGUGGGUGGCCGAUAGGGUUGGCCUCCCUGAUAAUCCGUCUUACAUCCCCAACUAUCUCGCUGGACUCCCCACCAACAUGGACUUAUACCAAAGAGUGUACAACACCGUCUUGUUAGUCUGGGCUAAAUUGGUCCACAGGUAUUACGCUUUACCUCAGUCACAAAAUAUGGCCAAUGAAGUAUACGGUAGUUCUACUCCACCUAUAAACGAACUAAUUAAGAAUACAUCAUUAGUUUUGGUCAACAGUCACAUUUCUCUAUCUCUCAGCCGUCCUUUUCCUCCUAAUGUCGUAGAGAUUGGAGGUAUACAUAUACGAAACACCUCGAACUCAUUGCCGAAGGAUUUGCAGGAUAUCUUGGACAAAUCAACUCAGGGAGCUAUUGUGGUCAGUUUUGGUUCUCUAGUCAGAAUGUCUACCCUCCCUGAGCAGAUAAUCAAUAAGUUUAUGAAGGCAUUCUCCUCUGUUCCUCAAACUGUUAUUUUUAAGUAUGAAGAUGAUCUACAAGGAGUUCCUUCAAACGUCGUUAUAAGACAGUGGUUGCCGCAAAAAGAAAUUCUUGCACACAAGAACGUGAGAGCGGUUUUCGGCCAUGGAGGGUUGUCUAGCACAAUUGAAACCGUCUAUUUUGGAAAGCCUCUCAUUGGUCUACCGUUUUUCGCUGAUCAAUAUUUGAAUGUAAAGGGGAUGGUGAGUCUAGGAGCAGCUGUCCAACUUCACAUGGAUGAUCUUUCAGAGGAAAACAUUGGAGCAGCCAUCAAAGAGGUUAUUAACAAUCCAAAAUACACAGAGAAUAUCAGGCGACUGUCAAGGCAAUUCCGGGACCGGCCUAUGUCAGCAAUGGAAACAGCAGUGUACUGGAUAGAGUAUGUCAUCAGACAUCAAGGGGCGCUACACUUGCGACCGGCCUCUGUCAGUCUGCCGCUCUACCAGUACUUACUACUCGACGUCAUCGCAGUGCUAUUUCUCCCAGUGUUCCUUCUCCUGUACUUUAUCUACUUUUUGUUCUUCAGGGCUGUAGAAGUUAGUCCCAACGAUCACAAGAACUAUAAACUAAAGAAAAACAAUUAAAAGCUCUAUUGUAACUCAUUUUGAUACACAGAAAACACUUUUUAAAUAACAAAUAAUACAUUUAAUCUUCUUAUCCAUUGUAUUUAUUAAAAUUUGUUUUUAAUAUAAGUUUUAAUUUAAAAUAGACAGUACUAAAUGGGUAACUACAGUUUCCUGUUUUACAAAUUCUUAGAUAUUUAACUAAAUCGAAAAUUAUCAUAUAUUUGAUUAUAUUUUUAUAGUAUACUCAUAUGAUAUCUACAGAACGGCUUAUUACAAUCUAGGGGUCUGUGUGAUGGUAAAAAGUUAGUGCCACUUGUUAUUUGAGUUUUUAUGGGAAUGUUCUAAAUGUCGAGAAUUACAGAAUAAUUGUUUAUAUUUCAAGUGUUUUAAGUAAUAAUACUAUUUUAGGUAUAUGUUUAUGUAACAGUUUUUCUUAUUUUUAGCACAGUAUUUCCAUGGUAUCUUAUUACAAAUUUAUCAUGGACUUCCUGGCUACAAUAUAAACUAUAUUUGGGUACGGAAAAGUAUAAACAGUAUAAUAUAGAUAACAAAACUAAAUUUACAAGUACGAAAUACUGUUUUAUAAUGAACAAAAGAAAAGACUCAUAAAAACAAUAACUUACUAAUUUAAAGUAAUAUAACCAUGACAGUAAUAUUACUCUUUCCAAUAUUAUGUAUGCCGUUUCCUCAUUGCCGAGGUAUGUUUAAACAUUUUUAUAUGGCAAUUAAAAAAGUUACAAUUGUUUUUAAAUCACUUGAAAUCUAGCAAAUUAUAUACGUACUAACCACAACUGUAAGAUACAAUUUGUUCUUCAAAAACUUACCACCAAACUGAAUCGUUAUAAUAAACAAUUCGGGGUAACUAUCUUAACUAAGAUAUGUAUUAUAUUAAACAACUACUACUAGUGAUAUGUACCAAUAAGAAGUGAUGGUACCCAUCGUGUUUAGCGUGUUAUCCUUAAGGGAAAAUAUCUUAUGUGUUAUAUACAAUCUCUAUAAAUGUUGGACCAAUUGAGCUAAUUAGCUUUGUAAAAUAUUCACUGAAGACCCAGGAAGGUUUCCAAAAGAAAACUAAAAAAAGCUUCCCGAAAUAUUUUAGAGUUCGAUCAAAUAUACUAACGAAAAGUAAUUUAAAGUGAACUGAUACAAAACAGAUGUUUACACUUUUAAUAUCCAACCAAGGAUACAGAACCAUCUGUUUAUAAUUACAUUUUUUUAAAGUUUCCAUUAAGAAAAGCUUUAUAACGACGUUUAAAUAGUAUUUCCAAUGCAUUAGGUGGCUUAAAUUCGUCAGUGGUCCAGGAUGGGGUGAAAAUUUUACAAUAACCGUCUUUGUAAUCUGCUUGACACUUCUAAACUAAUCAAGUUCUGUGUUCGAAAAGUGUCUAAAACUUUAAAUGUAAACAAAUGGUUCUGCUUCUUUGGUGAACUUUAGCUGAAAUUGUCAACAGCUGUUUAGUGUUAAUUUACUUAAAUUACUUUUAGUAAAUGUUUAUUCUUUUCUUCUCUCUCUUUAGCUGUUUUUAACAUUUCACUUCAACUUAGUUUUUUUGGAUAGUGAUGUUUUUGUUAUUAUGCUAAUCUGAUUACAAAAAAUAUCCUCCAAAAUUUCAAAUGUCUUUAUUUACUUAAGAAAAAAUAUGUAAUUAGUAAAUAUGUGAGUAGUAAGCACUUAAGCUAUCAACCAAUCAGAUUAUUAAAAUAAAAUUGUUUACAUUAAUUAUUGUUAUUCAAAUUUCCAAUAAUAUGACAUGAGGAGACACUCUAUACUCAUAUUUUCGAGAUGAUUUUUAUUUAAGUGGGGCCCACUCCCACCUUAGGUCUCUAAAGAAUCAUCAAUACGACAAAUGACUAGUUAAUAAUUUUAUUUAAGGGUUAGAGGCAUUAUAAUAAGUAGGGAGAAUAUAUGUGUAUAUACAUUUUUAUUUACAUAUGUUUACAGAGGAUUAUAAAUAACUAAUAUGUAAAACAGCCAUUCCCUCUCUUCCCAGCAAAGCUGUUAGUGUAAAUUAUCAUAUUGAUAUUUUUACUUAAAUAUUAAAUUUUGCGAACUUAUAUUUAAAAGCGAAUACUUUUCUCAGACAAAAAAUCUAAUCAUUUAUAAGCAGAAUUAGAGACGAUAUAUUUAAUCAGUCUACCCACCUCAAGCUACUAAAAAUAAAUAUCAUUAACUGAAUAUCAAUAAUAUAAUAUACUAUAUCUAUGCUAUCAAUAACUGACCAUUACAAUGAGUAAAACAAUUUUUAAACCUGCGUGUAGUUAAAAGCUUAAAUUCACAACCUUAAUAAAAGUCACGCACGGUCAAUGGCCGAUAUCGACAGAGUGACAGGUGCAAGCACGGAUACAGUCAGUCUAGUAUCCGUGGGUGCAAGCUAAUGCCUCGCGAAGCGGAGCGGUCCUCUGGACGACUCAAUUUAUUCACCAAAAGUUGGGUAAGUUUACAGCUAUGACUCUUGCCCGCCCGCGCCCGCAAUGCAGAAAGUAGGCCUGCACGUGAAUUAUGAAUCGACGCACUAUUUCGCAGUCGUUCACAAUCCAAACUGCAAUAAUAAAGCUUACAAACAAUAUAGUUGGCCCUGGCAAAUUCAAAUAUUCCCAACUUAUUUUAUAAAGUUAUAAAUUGCAUUUUUAUUUUUGCAUUCCUUGGAGUCUCCUAAAAUGUUCUGUCCUAGGCCUAGGCUUACUGGGACUAGUGGGAAAUGCUGUAGUGUCUAAUUUUUGCGGAAGUGACAGCAAAAUCAUAAUACUAUUCUAUACGGUCUUAUAAAUACACAUAGGUAUGUUCUUGAUUGUUUAAUUUUUAAUCAUAUUCUAUGUGUGAGAGGUUGCCGGGACCCGGCUCCAUUUGAGAUAUCCUUUAACAAACUACUGUACUAUGGUUUAUUUUUUAUUAUAAUAAACAUUCCCAAAAACCUUUCUGUACAGAAAAUAGAUAACCAAUCAGAAACUCAGUUGAAUUGUAUGGUUUUUAAUAAUGUAAAAAAAUCUAAUUUCCAAUAGUUCUCCGAUCAAACCAACUGAAAUAUCUAUACUAUAAUUUGAGAUGGGUUUAUACAUUAACUCAGUAUCCCAAAAACUAUUUGAGAUAAAACAUUCUUUAAAAAAAUCUUAUAUGCAUUCAAGAAUGCUCUUUUUUCUUUUUAUCGAUGAAUAAAUAAUGAAAUUGUGAAUUUUUGA
Molecule: messenger RNA, 5114 nt
Organism: Homalodisca vitripennis (glassy-winged sharpshooter)
Lineage: Eukaryota; Metazoa; Arthropoda; Insecta; Hemiptera; Cicadellidae
Product: UDP-glucosyltransferase 2-like
Exons: 5
Coding region: 345-1955 (536 amino acids)
Molecular function (GO): UDP-glycosyltransferase activity
Source: RefSeq, a predicted model, not a curated record